Messenger RNA from Nothobranchius furzeri (turquoise killifish), 812 nucleotides. RefSeq names its product glutaredoxin (thioltransferase) (gene glrx). Gene Ontology annotation, cellular component: mitochondrion. The record is from RefSeq and is a predicted model, not a curated record. Lineage: Eukaryota; Metazoa; Chordata; Actinopteri; Cyprinodontiformes; Nothobranchiidae. Gene Ontology annotation, molecular function: glutathione disulfide oxidoreductase activity.
CCAGUAGCUUUUGGUCUCUUACGCCCAGAAUUUUCGUACUUCUUCAGUGAAGGAGCCAAGAUGGCGCAGCAGUUUGUGAAGGCGGAGAUCAAAGGCGACAAAGUGGUGGUGUUCCUUAAACCUACGUGUCCUUACUGCGUCAUGGCCGAGGACGUUUUGUCCAACUAUAACUUCAAACCGGGACAUUUGAAGUGUAUUAACAUCAGUGAACACAGCGAGAUGAACGCUAUCCAGGACUAUCUCCUGGAACUCACUGGAGCCCGAACGGUCCCACGUGUGUUCAUCGGUGAGAAUUGCAUUGGAGGUGGCUCCGAUGUGGAAGCGCUGCAUAAGAGCGGUAAACUGGAGGGGAUGUUAAAGUCCAUCGGAGCCCUGCAGUGAUCGUCCCCACGCCUCCAGAGUUUAGGCCUCCAGAUGUGGUCACAUGACUAAGCAGCGAGACUUUCGUAGAUUGCGCCGCCGCUGCUGAUACUCGCUGAGCUCCUGCAGGUAUCCUCUGGACGGCCAGCGUAGCCUCUCCACCUGCUCACGCUCCUCCUCUGAACACACAGACAUAGACAUUCCUAGCCAUCACCAACUGCAGACAACCCUGUGAUGCUUUGCUGAUGAGAAAGUUUGUCCAUGCCUGAUGCAUGCUUUCAGAUCCACACAAGUAUUAAAAGCUUAGCUUGCUGCCCUGAGGACAACCACAGUCACUGAAACAUCAACGAACAUUUUUACAUUAAGACGCAUCAACAAGCUUGUGCCCACCAGAACCAGAACCCGCCAUAAAUGAGUCUUUAUAUGCAUGACAAUAAAAUGCUUCUGCUACA